Trichechus manatus latirostris (Florida manatee) is the source of this 2925-nucleotide messenger RNA. It is a transcript of the gene ZNF2, whose product is annotated as zinc finger protein 2. Gene Ontology annotation, biological process: regulation of transcription by RNA polymerase II. NCBI's taxonomy places the organism in Eukaryota, Metazoa, Chordata, Mammalia, Sirenia, Trichechidae. The coding region runs from base 364 to 1644 and encodes 426 amino acids. Gene Ontology annotation, cellular component: nucleus. Gene Ontology annotation, molecular function: DNA-binding transcription factor activity, RNA polymerase II-specific; RNA polymerase II transcription regulatory region sequence-specific DNA binding. The transcript has 5 exons. The record is from RefSeq and is a predicted model, not a curated record.
CUGGAGGUUGGCGUCCUCCUCCACUCCUCCUGUUCUUCCCAUAAAAAUACCAAACCAAACCCGUUGCCGUCGAGUCAAUUCUGACUCAUAGCGGCCCUGUAGGACAGAGUAGAACUGCCCCAUAGGGUUUACAAGGAGCUGCUUCUGGAUUCGAACUGCCAACCUUUAGCCGCCGAGCUGUUACCCACUGGUGGAAUUGACACUCUGACUCCAGGGUGCCGUCCACUCCAGCGCCUCUCUCUUUUCCAGAAAGCGCCUCAGAUCGCCUGUUUCUCUCCCUGCCUUGGGCCACUGUAUGAGUGAUCAGGGAAGCUUCAUGGAAGAGGACCCUGCCUUUUCUAAAAGGAGAGCCCACAGGAGGGAAUGGCUGCUGUGUCUCCAACUGCCAGACACCAGGAACCAGUGACAUUUGAGGAUGUGGCCGUGAUCUUCACAGAGGAGGAGUGGAGGCACCUGGUACCCAUUCAGAGGGACCUCUACAAGGAAGUGAUGCUGGAGAACUACAGGAGCAUUGUCUCUUUGGGACUUCCAGUUCCUCAACCUGAUGUGAUUUUUCAGUUGAAGAGAGGGGAAGAGGCAUGGAUAGUUGAUCUUCGUGGAUCUGAGGAGAGAGAAUGUCCAGAGAACAUCUCUCUAGAUGGGGAGACUAAGCCUGAGAUUCAAGAUACUUCCGAAGAAGAAAUCUCCAAAGGAACAUUGAGGGAAAGGCUUGGAAGUAAAGGUCCUCUGUGUCCUAAAUUUGAAGUUCAUGUACCAGAGGAUAGGUUGGAAACAGAGAAGGAAAACCCUGCAGUGGAGACUUGCAAGAAAUUCUUUUCCCAGGAGAAAAUCUUGCAGCAAGGUUCAAUCCCUCCCAAGAAAAUUUUCACUAAAGAGAGAGACCAAGAAUGCCGUGACUGUGGGAAGACCUUUUUUGACCACUCAUCCCUUAUCCGCCACCAGAGAACUCACACUGGAGAGAAGCCCUAUGAAUGUCAUGAGUGUGGGAAAGUCUUCAGUCACAGGAGCAGUCUCAGUAGACACCGGAUGUCUCACACUGGGGAGAGCCCCUAUGAAUGCAACGUGUGUGGGAAAGCCUUCUUUGACCGUUCAUCCCUAACUGUACAUCAGCGAAUCCAUACUGGAGAGAAGCCCUUUAAGUGCAGCGAGUGUGGAAAAGCCUUCUUUGACCGUUCGUCCCUUACUCGACACCAGAGAAUUCAUACUGGAGAAAGUCCUUAUGAAUGUAAUCAGUGUGGGAAGGCCUUUAGCCAGAAAAGCAUCCUUACUCGACAUAAGCUAAUCCAUACUGGUAGGAAGCCUUAUGAAUGUAAUGAGUGUGGGAAAGCCUUCUAUGGCAUCUCAUCACUGAACAGACAUCAGAAAGCUCACACUGGGGAACCUCGCUAUCAGUGUAAUGAGUGUGGGAAAGCUUUCUUUGACCGCUCACCCCUUACUCAGCAUCAGAAAAUUCAUACUGGAGACAAGCCAUAUGAGUGCAGUGAAUGUGGGAAAGCCUUUAGCCAGAGAUGUCGGCUUACUCGACAUCAGAGAGUUCAUACAGGAGAGAAGCCCUUUGAAUGUGGUGUGUGUGGGAAAGUUUUCAGUUCUAAAUCAUCAGUUAUUCAACAUCAACGACGUUAUGCUAAACAGGGAAUAGACUGAAUUGUAUUAAAGCUUUAGAGAAAAGGACUGCCAUAAAAUCUUAAGAUAGGUCUUCCCUACCUUAAGUUCAUCAUGUGAUUGUUCCAUCCAUUCUGGCUACUAUUCUCCCCUGCUGCCUCUGUUACCAGAGUGUUUGAAUAAACACUCUAUACUUACUGUCUUAUAGAACUGAUGUGGAAUGCCUGAAAUUAGGAUAUAACUCUAAAGAUCCAAAAUUUUUAAGAAGUUUGUCAGACAGUAGGAUAAAUGUUUGGAGGAGAUACUCAGACACAUUUCUUGUCUGAACAUGGGAACUAAGGCCCCAGGUAUCACUGCACUUUAAAUAACUGGAGGCUACAACAGGAGGGAAAAGGUGAAAUGAUACCAGAGCAGCACUGUUGCUUCUAGUACAGUUCUUUUUUAUAGCUGUUAGUCCCUCUAGGAGCUUUUUAGGGCACUGACCUUGUUAUUUUGUGUCCCAGCUUUUAGAUAUCUUAAUACUACUACUAAUAAUAGCACUUACUGAGAGCUUAUUACAGAAUAAGCACUCAACUCAAAGUUUUACAAGGAAUAGUUUCUUCCAUCUUCUCAAACACCUUAUUAAGUAGGUACUGUUACUGUCCUCAGGAAGUUUCUGGGUGGUGCAAAUAGUGAAGUGCUCAACUACUAACUGAAAGGUUGGCAGUUGGAACCCACCUAGAGGCGCCUUGGAAGAAAGGCCUGGUGAUCUGCUUCCAAAAAGUGACAGCCUUUAAAAUCCUAUGGAGAGCAGUUCUCUUUUGUAAUGCAUGGAGUCUCCAAGAGUUGAAAUCAACUCAAUGGCAACUGGUUUGGAUUUUUAUUAUUACACUUAUUCUACAGGUGAGUAAAGUGAAGUUUAGAGAGGUUAAAUAACUUGCCCAAAGUGACAGAGCUAGUAAAAUGUGAAACCGGGUCUUGAAUACAGGUGUACCUUCAAAGUCCAUUCUCUUUACCAUCAUGCUAUAAGAUUUAAUAUUAUAAUUUGUGUACAUGUAUUAUCUCCUCAACUAGAUUGUAAGCACUUGGAGGUGUGACUUAUAUGUCUUUGUAUCUCACACAGUGCCUUACAUGCAAUAGGUGCUCAAUAAAUAUUUAUCUGAACUAAUGACUUUUCUAUUUCCCAAGUUCUCUCUCUUCAGAACAACUUUCAGAUUUGCAUCCUUUCUCUGAAUUUUCACAGCCUAGUCUAUACCUUUAUCCUCCUAGGCUCACAUUACUUUAGUAGUCACUUCCUAAUUCGAGUUCUUUCCUCUUCAUUGCUGAAGAAGAAUACACUAAGCA